Molecule: messenger RNA, 2316 nt
Organism: Adineta ricciae
Lineage: Eukaryota; Metazoa; Rotifera; Eurotatoria; Adinetida; Adinetidae
Source: the annotation of a GenBank genome assembly
AUGAGUGGUGAUUUGAACCCUGUUUCAUGUCAAAUGCUUGCUGAUGAAUUUAUCAAUAGUUUCAAGGCAUUAUCAACAAAUCCAUCAUCGGAAAAUCGAGAUGGUGUGGUCGAACAAUUACACUUGCAGUUAAAACGUGCAAUUCCACAUGGUUUACAAGCUAAUAAAACAUUUGCUUUUGCAAUUAUCGAUAACUUGUAUCGAGUUAUACCUAUUUUCGGUGCGAUAUUAUCGAACAAUGACGAGCAAAAUAACGAAUUAAUUCAAACCAAGAAGUUUUUGGAAACUUUGGCAAACGCCUUUUAUGAAGUAUGCUUAAUGGAAGUAUUAGUUUUACUCAAAGACCCAUCUCAAUAUGAAGUCAUCUUCCGAAAUUAUAUUGUUUUGUUGAAAGAAUCGUACUUUUUGUCUGAUGGUCGAUACGACGGUUUGAUCAAUUGUAUCUUACCUAUUGUGACUUACUCAAGCAUUUGGACUCCGGUAGCCAUAGAUGAUGUUCCAAAAAGUAUGCUUGCAUAUCUACUUACAUUUACGAAAAAAUAUUGGCAUUGUCAAGAACGGCAGCGUGUUAUUCACACCAUUCUUGGUGUACUGAAAGUUUUCUCGAAGAAGCCCACAUUAGUUUCAUUGAUUAUCGAAAGUCGAUGGCCACAUUCUUGUAUUCAAUGGUUAACGGAUAUGAGUACAAACGAAGAAAUGCGACCGAGCUAUAACGUUUGUCAAUAUAUUCAUUUGGUUCUUCAAAAAUUAGCUCGACAUCCUGCCGGUGUGGAGAUUCUCAAUCAAUUAAAUUGUCGUCAAAUUCUUUGUGAUACUGACAGUCAACUUCGCAAGCGCUACAGUGAAGUACAAUAUAAUUGUUUUCAUUUUCUGCGCUGCAUGAUCUAUGCGCUACUAAUGGAAGCCGAUGAAAUCAAACAAAUGUCCAUGUGUGCUGAUGGUCAAAUGUGUCAAACACUUCAUGAACUUGUCUCGCAUACCAUCGAAGCUGCACGUCGUGAAAAUCUAUCCUAUCGAUGUUUUCACAUAUCAGAAAUGUUAAUUGUACUUUGCAAACUGUUUGUCAAUGAUGAUAUAUUGACGAAGUGUGUGAACGAAAAUGAGCAGCUAUUUCAAUGUUUAUCGCAAUUGAUCGUUCACUUUGCAACGAUUGUUGGUGACGUUAAUCGAAAUCGUCAACCAGUAGAAGACGAAUCUUUGCUUGCAUUAACAAAUUUACUGUGGAGUAUAUCGUUCCAUGAAUGUUAUCAUGAAAAAUUCCAAUCCAAUUCUACGCUUAUGCAUACAAUAUCAAAUUUGGCAACAUCAUCAGCAUUGUAUGUUGGUUCGAGAUCGAAAUCGACUCCACGUGAUCUGUGUUCAUUGAAAAAAGCUGCGGAAGGAAUUAUAUGGAACCUUAAAUCAUCUGUACGUCCAAUCUCGAAUGUACCAAGUCAGACAACAAGUCAACGACCACUUGCAAUGAUCAGUUAUUCACACAGUGACUCAGAAUUUUGUCACGAACUUGUUGAGCGUUUAUCGGCACAUGUACCGGUUUGGGUGGACUAUAAACAAGCACAAGAUACGAUCGCACAUUCCGACGAUCUCUGGGAAGAGAUUGCACGAGCGAUGGAACUGGCAACGAUCAUUGUUUUGAUUGUCUCAAAAGAAUAUUACGAUUCAAAAUCAUGUCGACAAGAACUUUCAUAUGCAAGCGACACAUUAAAAAAGCGUAUCGUGCCUGUCUAUGCACCUAACCAACAGUAUCGUGCUAGUGGUUGGCUUGGUAUUCGAAUUGCUGGUCAGAAAUAUAUUCAUUUUGGACGAAAAUUAUUUUCCGAUGCAAUCAAAGAACUAGCAUCAAUGUUUGACACCGAUCAAAAACCGCUGGCCGUUGCUUCGACUCCGCUUGUUCCACUUACAGCACCUGACACUAUCCAAGAGAAGAAAACUGAAGUGGAAGGUAGCAAACUAUUCGGAUUAAAAGAUUGGACUACGAAAGACAUUCGACAAUGGUUUGAUGAUAAUCAUAUUCAUGAAGAUUUAACCAAAAUUUAUGCGGAUCAAUUUCAAACGGGCACAUCUUUGAUCGUUUAUGCACGUCACGUGAAAUUAUUCUAUCGAAAUGAAUACAUUCGAGCGUAUACAAAAUAUCAUAAAAUAUUCCAUGGAAAAAAACUUGAUACAAUGCACUUUAUAACCUUCGUGGAUGCACUCUACCGACUACGUCAAGAGUAUGAUCCAAAUGGUGUAGUAGAAGACACAUAUGAAAAAUACAGUGAAACACAAUUAGUUCGUAAACUAAAAGUUCCAGAUGGCGGAUCAACAUGGUUGUAA